Molecule: messenger RNA, 1290 nt
Organism: Suillus subaureus
Lineage: Eukaryota; Fungi; Basidiomycota; Agaricomycetes; Boletales; Suillaceae
Exons: 6
Coding region: 210-1286 (358 amino acids)
Source: RefSeq, a predicted model, not a curated record
UGGUGUUAGUAGUACUCGAUCGCUCUGUAUCACUCUGUCACGAUAGACACGCGACUAGGUGACUGCCAUGUGCUAUGCAUGCGUGCUAUGCGUGUAUGUAGGGCGCAGUAUCGAAUACUUGAGGGCAUCGCGAGCGCCAUAGCUCAUAAACAGCGUCGUCAUCCUCUUCUUGCACUUGAAGACUUCAAACUUCGUACCUCUCGAUUAUAAUGUCUGUUUCCACACUAUUGUGGGGGAGGACUGAAGCGAAACAAACCUCGCAACUUGUUGUUCUGAAACAUGGUCAAAAACGGGUUAUGGCCAAAAGGCAAAGGUCGUAUAAUCUCAUGCUGGACUCGGCAUGCAAACAUUUUCCAAGCAUUCCGAGAGAUGUGGUCACAUUGCAGACAAAUCAACUCGAUAUUUGCGAUGGUCACUUUGUGGACAUCACGGCUGAAACAUGGGACGAGAUCAUUGACUUGCUUACCUUCAUUGAGGUGACUCGUGCAGAAAUGGCAUUGCCCCUCCCACCGCAGUCUUUAGCUAAAGACAGCUCGAACAAUAACAAAGUCAAGAAUGGUGACUCCAUCAAUCCCCUGCCAUCGCUGCGCGGUGGCAAACCAGUCAUUUAUCUAUACUCGCCCUCCGAUAUCGAUGUCUCUGUCAAGCUUUCCCUCAUUCCUGAGUGGAGCCUCUCUGUCAUCUAUCCCGUUGUUACCACGGAAGACCAUGGACAGCGUUUAGAAUGGAAUGUCUGCACCCAUCAAGAUGGGAGUCUGACAGAACAUAAUUCUGGUUUAGAUGUGGCGUACUUGUUUUGGGAGGCGGAGACAAAUUCGCCUCAUUCACCAGCAUCCAAACCGCAACCAGUGGAUACAUUCAGUCCCACAUCCAGUAGUCUCAGCGAUACAGAUUCAGUUGUCAUUCCAGUCGACAAAAUAACUGUUUACCUCGAUAAAUCACUCAAGGCUCUGGGACUUCACACCGAAGCUAGAACAUCAUUCAUAACCUACUGGCUACCAUCCAUCCUCAAGCACGAAUACAUUGCCCUCCGAUUCGUCCCUCAAGCAGCAUACGAACGCGCCGCUUCCUUGAGCAUCUCUCCACGGCCUGACGUCGUGACUCGCGUGUUCAUGCUGUUCAGAGGUAUCUCUAAGGAGCACUUGGUAGAUUGGUCUAAUGCCCAGAUACAAGCAGAGAGAGACGUUGCUUGGUGGGUGGAUGUAGUUGGAGUGGAUCUUGCAAGGGCCGGUGAUAUGGCUUUGUUCAGGGUGUUGGAAUGGGGAGGGAUGGAAGUUCUCAUUUGAUAUU